Messenger RNA from Pogona vitticeps (central bearded dragon), 1730 nucleotides. It is a transcript of the gene HOXA2, whose product is annotated as homeobox A2. Gene Ontology annotation, biological process: regulation of transcription by RNA polymerase II. The record is from RefSeq and is a predicted model, not a curated record. Gene Ontology annotation, molecular function: RNA polymerase II cis-regulatory region sequence-specific DNA binding; DNA-binding transcription factor activity, RNA polymerase II-specific. Gene Ontology annotation, cellular component: nucleus. Lineage: Eukaryota; Metazoa; Chordata; Lepidosauria; Squamata; Agamidae.
UCUUUCUCUCGCUCUUUUUUUUCCCCCUCUGGGCCUUGCUCCCCCUCCCCCUCCCAGAAGCGCUAAAUAAGAGGGAACUUUUUCUCCAAGGGGGCUGCCAGUGGAAGGCCAUGAAUUUCGAAUUUGAGCGAGAGAUUGGUUUUAUCAAUAGUCAGCCAUCGCUCGCUGAGUGCCUGACAUCUUUUCCCCCUGUCGGUGAUACAUUUCAAAGUUCAUCAAUCAAGAACUCGACGCUUUCACACUCGACACUGAUUCCUCCUCCUUUUGAGCAGACCAUCCCCAGCCUGAACCCAAGCAGCCACCCUCGCCACAGCAGCGGCAGCCGCCCCAAGCACAGCCCCAAUGGCAGCGGCGGGAGCCCGGUGCCAGCCGGCGCCCUCCAGCCUCCGGAGUACCCCUGGAUGAAAGAGAAAAAAGCCUCCAAGAAAACUGCCCUGCCGCCCGCUUCGGCCUCCGCCACGGGACCAGCUUGCUUGAGCCACAAAGAAUCUCUGGAGAUCUCUGAAAACGGCAAUGGGGGAUCCAGGAGGCUGAGGACGGCUUACACCAACACGCAGCUUUUGGAGCUGGAGAAGGAAUUUCAUUUCAACAAGUACCUCUGCAGACCCAGGAGGGUGGAGAUCGCCGCUCUCUUGGACCUGACCGAGAGGCAAGUCAAAGUCUGGUUUCAAAACCGGCGGAUGAAGCACAAGAGGCAAACCCAAUGCAAAGAGAACCAGAACAGUGAAGGGAAACUGAAAGGGUUAGAGGAUCCCGAGAAAGCUGAAGACGAGGACGAGGAGGAGGAGGAAGAGGAGGAAGAGGAAAAAUCCCUCUUCGAGCAAGCUCUCCACAAUGUCUCAGGCGCGCUUUUGGAGAGAGAGAGCUACACUUUCCAGCAGAAUGCCCUGGCGCAACAGCAGGCGCCCAACGCCCACAAUGGAGAGUCCCAAAGUUUUCCAGUUUCGCCUUUAACCAGCAAUGAGAAAAAUCUGAAACAUUUUCAGCAUCAGUCCCCCACUGUUCCAAACUGCCUGUCAACAAUGGCCCAGAACUGUGCAGCUGGCCUGAACAAUGACAGUCCGGAGGCCCUGGAUGUCCCUUCUUUGCAGGACUUCAGCGUUUUCUCUGCAGACUCCUGCCUACAGCUCUCCGAUGCCGUCUCCCCCAGUUUGCCCGGGUCCCUCGACAGUCCUGUAGAUAUUUCAGCUGACAGCUUUGAUUUUUUUACAGAUACACUCACCACAAUUGACUUGCAGCACCUGAAUUACUGAAAAAUAACAGAUCUUCAUUCGCCGAGGGUUACGCAUUCCGUUCUUCUCCCUCUUCUCCCCUCACUUUUCUCUUCACCUUUCCCUUUUGCUGGGUUGUUUCCACCACAUACAUACGUCUUGAUUUGUUUUUCCCCUUCUCUGAUCAGUAUUUUCUGCUUUAUUUUCUGAUGUGUGAGGAGCCAUUUUUUGCCGUUUUCCCAUGAAAUUUUACUUGUGUUUGGUUUAACCUAGCCACAUUCUAGGUCCUUCUAUGAAAGCAAUAUAUAAGGCCUGUAAGAAAGUGAUCAUAUUGAAUUGUAUCUUCACUUUCUUUUUAUUUUUGUAUGACAUUAGGAUGCGUUGUCAUAAGUAUUUUUGGUAGAAUAAAUUCUUGUUUGCUAUAAGCACUUUCUCUCUCUUUCUCCCCCUCUUAAUUCAUAACACAAGGAGGUAUUGCCCCUCCCUUAGUUUGCAAUAAAGCCAAACAAUUUGGUCACA